Molecule: messenger RNA, 1748 nt
Organism: Frankliniella occidentalis (western flower thrips)
Lineage: Eukaryota; Metazoa; Arthropoda; Insecta; Thysanoptera; Thripidae
Product: RNA binding protein fox-1 homolog 2
Exons: 15
Coding region: 386-1663 (425 amino acids)
Biological process (GO): nervous system development; regulation of alternative mRNA splicing, via spliceosome
Cellular component (GO): nucleus; cytoplasm
Molecular function (GO): mRNA binding
Source: RefSeq, a predicted model, not a curated record
CUCGGCUCGUCAGUAGCAACUCGGCCGAGCCACACGGAGGACGUUUCGCCGUCCGCACCUAGCGUUUCGUACCGCCAAGCUAGCGUCCCGUACCGUGUGUUUGUUGUGCCUAUCGCCCGCUCCGCCCCCCGCAGCGCUUUGCAGUGUAGUGAUAUUGUGCCGUGCGUGUGUGCGAGUGAGUGAGUGAGUUGUGUCCUGAGACCCCCUGGAGUAACGCGGCAACAAGGACGAAGAGGACCACGACGCGCGUGUGCUCGCUUGGAUUUUUUUCCGAGCACACCAGGAGGAGUGCCGCCAACCGGCAGCAGGAAUUUUAUGUUCUAACAGUCCCACAACAGCUUCCAAACUGUGGGGGUCAGGAGCCUUUUUUCUUCCUCCUCAAGGGAUGUAUUACCCUCACAUGGUCCAGACCGGCAUGGCCAGUCCCUACCCGACGCCACAGUUUCCGCAGAACGGUGAGGCCCUGCCCAUCAAGGCCGAGUCCGGCGGAGGAGGCGGCCCCGGCGGCUCCAUACCCGGUCAGAUGAAGGCGGAGUCCGGCCAGGCCAUGGGUCAACCCCUCGGUCCACCCGUGCCCGCCUACUCGCCCCCCGUGAGCGCGGCCGUGGCCGUCAGCGGCGCGCCCGUCAACGGCAUCGAACAGCAAAACGUCAGUAUUUGUUACACCGGAGGGCAGUCUACAGACAACGGCGCCGUCACCCAUACCCAGCAACAAACAGAGCCAGAAGCAGAACAACCAGCAAGACAAGCAUCACCUCAAAGCGCUGCAUCAGCCCUGGUUAAAGCCGGUGAACAGCCUCCUAAGAGACUACAUGUCUCUAACAUUCCCUUCAGAUUCAGAGACCCUGAUCUACGGGCAAUGUUUGGACAAUUUGGGCCCAUUCUGGAUGUUGAAAUUAUUUUUAAUGAACGGGGAUCUAAGGGAUUCGGUUUUGUAACAUUCGCAAAUAGUGCUGAUGCGGACCGCGCACGAGAGCGACUACACGGCACCGUGGUUGAGGGGAGAAAGAUAGAGGUGAAUAAUGCAACUGCGAGAGUUCAGACAAAGAAGGCACCUACAGUACCUAGCGUGUGCGUGCAGUGGCCCGAGGGAGCAGCAGUAGACCAAGCGAUGUUCAGCCCAACACAAGCAGCGGCACUUCGUGGUGUAGCCAUCCAGCGUGGGCGGGCAACGCGUUCUUCAUUCCCAGCCGCUGCGGCAGCGGCGGCUGCAGCAGCAGCUGCUGCUGCAUAUGCUAGGCACCCUGCACCCUUGGCUGCAGCAGCUGCUGCGACUGCCCUGCAGGGAUAUCCAGCCAGCAUGUACUUCGACCCGUACCUGGCAGUUGCAUCAGCAGCAGACAACAACUUCAGAUUACAGGCGGCAACCUGCGUAUCAGAGGCUGCUGCUGCAGUUGCUGCUGCCGCUUCAAAUUCCUCCCUGUUGAAGUCACCAAUGUCAUCAGCACAACAAGCUAGUUACGUUGCUGCUGCUGCCAAUUACUCAGCAGCAGCUGCACGUGCUUAUAAUGCAGCAGCUUCUCAACCUGCAGCUGGUUAUGCCACAAUAGCUGGCUAUGGCCGGGAAUACCCAGAUCCGUACCUGAGUCAUGGAGUUGGACCUGUGGCGAGUUAUGGAGCCGCUGUCUAUAGGAGUGGAUAUAAUCGAUUUGCACCUUACUGAAGAACUGAAAGGAAUAUGCCUCUAUCCAAUUAGAAUAGACAGUACUCUUGUCACUUGUCAUCUGAAGUAUCUUGUCACAUCCAAA